This is a messenger RNA of Entrophospora sp. SA101, 344 nucleotides long. NCBI's taxonomy places the organism in Eukaryota, Fungi, Glomeromycota, Glomeromycetes, Entrophosporales, Entrophosporaceae. The record is from the annotation of a GenBank genome assembly.
GAGAAAAUAACCCUGAUAGUUUGCUUUACAAAAUCAAAGAAAGCAAAAAACUUUUUCAGGAAACUAAAAAAGGCGAUAAACAAUUUGUCUCGGCGGAUGUUUUUGCUGAAUUUAAGUUGGCGGCAAGUGGCAAAAUAUUAAAUGAGGAAGGUAGACUGAAAAACGAAAAUUCUUUAAAAUUUUUACAGAAAAUUAUUGGCUCCACUGACCUGGCUUCUGAACUUGACCAAGUAGAAGUUUAUUAUGAUUCCGGUCAAAAGUAUGGAGUGGAGGAAUUUGAUGGUGAAAAUCUUCAAGAAUUAGGAAUUUGGAUGGAAAUUGAAACUUUGAAUGAACAGCGCUGA